Pochonia chlamydosporia 170 is the source of this 684-nucleotide messenger RNA. RefSeq names its product THUMP domain-containing protein. Gene Ontology annotation, biological process: tRNA modification. The record is from RefSeq and is a predicted model, not a curated record. Gene Ontology annotation, molecular function: RNA binding. NCBI's taxonomy places the organism in Eukaryota, Fungi, Ascomycota, Sordariomycetes, Hypocreales, Clavicipitaceae. The transcript is spliced from 3 exons. Bases 1 to 684 code for a protein of 227 amino acids.
AUGUAUGGCAUUGAUCUCCCAACAACAGACCAAGAUAGUGCAGAAGUGGAUGCCGAUGCUGAUAUCGAGGCGUCCAUUGAAGCUGAGCUGAGCGCCAUGAAGUCAAAAGAGGCACCACACUCAAGGCAAACGUUCACACCCGUGUCGCUCAAUAUAGAAUGUUUGUUUUUCAUGAAAACGAUGGACCCCAUUCAACCUGGAUUGUUGGCGAGGAAAAUGUGCGAAGACGCGAGAGACUGCCAAGAUCCGAGGCAGCGGAAGUGUAAGUAUAUCAACCGACUUACACCUGUGUUCGAUAUGGACAGGGCCACAGAGAGUGGUAUCGUCAAAGUAGCACGUACUGUGCUAGCUCCUUGGUUCGACUUAACUCCGGAAGAUACAGACGAGGCACACGAGGUCAAACAACAUUGUCCAUCAACACCAUCGCCCUCAUCAAUCCCAUAUACGGUAAGUUAUGCCAUUAGACAUAACAUCCGCAAUCAUGUCACGUUCAAAUCAGAAGAAGUCAUCAAGAAGAUUGCAGGUCUCAUAAAUGUCAAACACACUGUCAACCUCAGCAAGCCGGACAAGGUGAUUCUAGUGGAAAUAUUCCAGCUCUUUUGUGGCAUAUCGGUGGUUGACGGAAAAGAAUGGGAAACACUCAAGCGUUACAAUAUGAAUGCACUCUAUAGUAUUGCCCCCUAG